This is a messenger RNA of Argiope bruennichi, 3751 nucleotides long. RefSeq names its product negative elongation factor E-like (gene Nelf-E). Gene Ontology annotation, biological process: negative regulation of transcription elongation by RNA polymerase II. The transcript has a single exon. Gene Ontology annotation, molecular function: RNA binding. Lineage: Eukaryota; Metazoa; Arthropoda; Arachnida; Araneae; Araneidae. Gene Ontology annotation, cellular component: NELF complex. The coding region runs from base 218 to 1102 and encodes 294 amino acids. The record is from RefSeq and is a predicted model, not a curated record.
AACGGUGCGUGGUAUAAACUUCACCAUAAUCAAGUGACCUGUUUGCAUUUAUGAAAUACUUUAGAAUUAAUUAGUGUUACCCAAUUUUCCAAUAAAAAAUUGCAUUUGCUUUUUCUUUGAAUUUAAUUUGAAUAAGUUGUUUUAUGAGUGUUUAGGAAAAUUGCUUUGAAUUAUUUGUAUAUAAUAAUUAAGAAACUUCAGCCAAACAGUCUUCACAAUGGUGUACUUGCAUUUUCCAUCACAAUUGACGGAAGAGGAGGAAAUGCUAAAGAAAAAGUACGAAAAACUAAGGCGGAAGAAGAAAGCUCUUCAAAACUUGAAUGCGCCUAAACAAGAACCUCCUCCUCCAAAACCACUUGUGAGACCUGGGCCUCUAGAACCUAAGAAAGACGCUAAAGAAGUAGCAAAAAUACUUCUGAAGACUGGCGCAAUCAGUGCUAUUAAAGUAGAAAAUAAAGAGCGGCAAGGUUUCAAAAGACCAAAAGCAUUGGAACGCAAACGCAAUGCUUGUGACAGAGCUUCCAGUUCUGUUGCUGGUUACCAACCAUUCACUGCUUCUCAUUCUGUUGAAGAAGAUGGUCCACCUGUAGGUUCUCCAUCUGAAUCUUCGCCUUCUAAUAGCAGCCGACCACCUGUGAAAAAGUUGUAUGAAACUUUUGUGAGUGGAAGGAAAUUAGAAGAUGAAAUCAAAGAGGAUAGAGUUAGAGAUCAUCAGCGUAGAGAGCGUGAUAGAGAUGGACGUUCUGAGAGACCGCGACAGGGGAAUACAAUUUACGUCAGAGGAUUUGGUGUCACUCAGGAAAUUCUUCAAAAAGUCUUUGAACCAGUUGGUACGAUCAUAAACAUUUCAAUGGAAAUGGAUAAAAACUGUGGGUUUGUUACCUUUGAAAAAAUUGAACAAGCUGAGAAAGCAAUUAAAGAAAUAAAUGGCACUGCUCCAAAUGGUGUUCGCUUGAAUGUUUCCUUAGCUCGAAGACAACCCCUGAUUCCACCUCUUGGAGAAGAUUCUUCUUCUGCUUCUUGGGCAUCAUUAGCUGUUAACUUUCCACAGAAAGGAAAUCAUGAGGAUACCAGGGAGCUUGUUGUGUAUGAUGAAAUUUAAAUUGAAUUUGGAAAGUAAUUAUUUUAUUUUAUAAAUUGGAAUAAUAUGUUUGUUGAAAGGAUAUCAACUUUGUGAGUAACUGUAAUUUUAUCUUGUUAUAAAUCAAAUAAUAUUGAAUUGGAAUGCCAUGAUUAGUGCAAUUUAAAAUUCUGAUUUUUUUUUUAAUGUUUCAUUUCAGUUGAUGUAAAUCAAAAUUUUAAAUGUAAAAGCAGAACUAUGCCAAUCUUUUUUAAUAAGUUUUGGGCCUAUUUUAAAUUUGAAUUAAAUAAGAUUUGCCUGUGUCCAAGCUUAAAGAUUAUUUAUAUUAAAUUGAGAUUUGAAUUAAAACUUUUCUCUUUACCAAUUCAAGUGAUAGGGAAGACAUUAUAUGGUAUUUGUGGAUAAAAAUUUCACCAAUUUAUUUGGUUUCACCAAUUUACUUACUUUAUUUUCAGAUUAUGUCAAGAUAGUCAAUCACCAUUAUAAAUGAUAUAAUAAUCUUGUUAUAUUUCCCAUUUACUUGGUGAUAAAAUUCAGGACUCUAAAUAUCCAUAAGUACUAAUUAUAUUAAUUUUUAAUUGAUUAAAAAUUUGAUUUUGAUUAGAAUACAAUGCAUACAAUUUUAUUAAAAAAGAAAUUAGACAUCAUAAAUUCACAACAGAUUCUUUUAUUAAUAAAUAUAAUAUUGACUGUAAUCAAAACUAUUAUGAAUUCAUCAUUUUCAAUCAUUAAAUGAAAUAUUUACAAUUAGAAGGUGAUUUUUAAUGAUGAGAAAUGUGUCUUUAAGAAUUUAAGAAAUAAAUGGUACUGCUCCAAAUGGUGUUUGCUUGAAUGUUUCCUUAGUUCAAAGACAACCCCUAAUCCCACCUAUUGGAGAAGAUUGCCAUUUUGUCCCAAUUAUUAUCUAGGUUUUAGAAAAUCACCGAUCCUAGAAUGUGUUUUAAUCACGAAUAAUGUUUAGAAUUUUGAAGGUACUGCUACAUAACAAUGAUUAUGGAAUAAAAAUUCUUGAGUUCUUGUAUUUGUAUUGAUUAAGAAGAUUGUAUAAGGAUUAAACUUGGUUUAAAUUGUCUAAACUGUAUUUCCCAUUUUGAUGAUAAAAAAUUGUCUUGUAACAUACAAUCAUUAUGAUGUAAAUUUGGGUUAUCUUUAAAUUUAUAUAUUUACAUUAUUGCUAUUCAUGUUUUUAGUAUUAAAAUCAUGUUAUAUUUUAUCUUGUUAUUAGUUUUGUUGAAAUUUAUUUUGUAUAUUCUUAAGACUGCAGAAAAAAGAAAUCUGCAAAUUUCUACCACUAUAUGGAAUAAAUUAUAUAAAGAAGAAAAGUUAGAAAGACAAAUAAUAAUUGCAGUAUUUGUCCAAUAUGUAUUUCAUUUGUGUCAGUCCUAGAUUGAAAAACAUGUUCACUGGUGAAAGGCUUCUUGAAGAAUUUUAGAAACAUGGCAUAUUAAGCUUAUUUUCUACUGCAGAUAAUAAUAUAAUAAUUCAUAAUUUCUUCAUAAACAUGAUCUAAAGAUUCUUACUGUCAAAUAACAGACAGAUCUAAACUUUCGAGCAACUUCUUGAAAUUACCUAAUUGUCUCCAAAAUGAGGGCUUAUAUUAGAUUUGCAUCCUUUUGUGUGGACAAACUCUCAACAUCCUUGUUGAUAUAAGGCAAAAGUAAUUUAUUGUAGAAAUGAUCUGUUGGUAUGGUUUGUCAUAAUAGAAUAUUUUUGAGGAGUGGUCUUCUCGAAAAAAAAAGAAAGGGGGAGGGGAGCAAGAGGGAGAUUGACAGUAAAUUCUUUCCAUAGAAAUAUUUAAUCAGAAUGCAGAGGUUAUUCAUGUAAAAUCUUGAAACUUUUUGUAGCCACAUGUGAUAAUUCUGAAUAUUAACUGUUCUGUUUAUAGUUAUUCUUGCAAAAACUAGGUAGCAAAAUCUGUGCAUUGAUGUGGACCACCUUGAUGUCGUGACUUCCACUAUGGAGACCUUAUUUAAAUAUUAUCAUAAAAAUAUAUCAUAAAAUGAUCAUAAUGUAACUACAGAAUAGAUAUUUUUAAGAAUGCUGUUUGAGUACUCCUUAGAGAUUAUUAAGAAUAUAUUGGUCUGUCAAUUAUAACAAAAUAAGAAUCACUAUAAAAUCCCUAACUUGGAAUCUUGAUGGUCAUUUUUUUCAGUUAGGUUGGCAUAUGCAGAAGUAAUUCAUUCAUUGUUUCACUUGAAAUUCAUAUCCAUCCUUUUCCUGGUGUCAUACUCUUUUUUUUUCUUCUUUUUCUUGUGUGUGUGUGAAAGUUUUAAAUUAUUUUGGGCAAUUUCUGAGUUUGAGAUAUAAAAAAAUAUGUACUUAAGCAUUUAUAAUACCUCAGAAUUGAGGGUGAAAAAUAAAUAUCUAACUCUUUGAGUAAAGAAGUAUUUAUCUGUAAAAGUCAAAGGAAAGCAUUCAUUUUUGUAAAUAUGAUCAAAAUGGUUAUGUGUGUGUAGUGUGCGUGUUAUUGUGAAAGAUCAGUAUCAAGCAAAUCAUGAUAUUCUGAUUCAACUUUAACAUUCACUGGAGAAUAUUGAUAUAUUCUAAUUUUGGUAAUGUGUGCAUUAAAAUAUGGUUUGCAUAUUAAUUAUUAUUAUUUAAAGAUAAACAUUUUUUGUCACAAUUUCUUUCCAUCAUGUCAUUUUGCAAUAUUAAAAAAGUAAAAAACAA